AUGAAUUGCAUAAUAGAACCUUAAAAUGGAAUUGGUGGAUUGUAUUUAGGAAAUUUGGAAGCAGCAUAGAAUUUAGAUUUGUUAAAAAAACACAACAUAGGAGCAGUGUUAACAGUAGCAGCACGUUCAGGAGUAAGAUAUACUAAAACAUAAAUGCCAUAACAUGAGAUAAUAUGGGCUGAAGAUAUAGAAAGUUAUAAUUUAAGUAGACAUUUCGAUAAGAUGCUAGAAUUUAUGCAUAAUAACAUGAAAACAACUAACAUUUUGGUACACUGUUUUGCUGGAAUUUCAAGAAGUUCCACAACA
Molecule: messenger RNA, 306 nt
Organism: Ichthyophthirius multifiliis
Lineage: Eukaryota; Ciliophora; Oligohymenophorea; Hymenostomatida
Exons: 1
Biological process (GO): dephosphorylation; negative regulation of MAPK cascade
Cellular component (GO): cytoplasm
Molecular function (GO): MAP kinase tyrosine/serine/threonine phosphatase activity; protein tyrosine/threonine phosphatase activity
Source: RefSeq, a predicted model, not a curated record